Cynoglossus semilaevis (tongue sole) is the source of this 2713-nucleotide messenger RNA. It is a transcript of the gene kcnab2a, whose product is annotated as potassium voltage-gated channel subfamily A regulatory beta subunit 2a. The transcript has 14 exons. Bases 148 to 1503 code for a protein of 451 amino acids. Gene Ontology annotation, molecular function: voltage-gated potassium channel activity; transmembrane transporter binding; potassium channel regulator activity. Lineage: Eukaryota; Metazoa; Chordata; Actinopteri; Pleuronectiformes; Cynoglossidae. The record is from RefSeq and is a predicted model, not a curated record. Gene Ontology annotation, cellular component: cytoplasm; juxtaparanode region of axon; membrane. Gene Ontology annotation, biological process: regulation of potassium ion transmembrane transport; regulation of action potential; potassium ion transport.
CUGAGCUCUUUUCUUUAUUGGAGUGGAUGCUGUUUCAGCCGGUGGCUGUUGCCCUGUUGCCCUGUUGCCCUGUUUUUCUCCCCACUUUAUACUUUACUGCACUGCUCAUCUCAGCAUCUCAAGGAGGUGAGAAGUAAGGGGGGGGUCAUGUUUGCUGGCGGGUACGCCGGUGGCCCCCCAGGGUCUCUGGGCAUGCGAAGAGCCAGUCACUGUCCAACUGAAAAUCUGCAGAUCCCGAAACCAGCAGCGCCAGGCGGCGGUGUUCGUAAGAGCAGCAGCAGCGGCAGCGGCAAGAUGCUUUCUAUGUCGUACAGCGAGAGCAUCCGGAGCGGUAUCAACCGCUACCACUCUGACCAGGGCCUUAACCAGCCUCCAGCCAGGCCCACUGACCAGGCUGAGCUGCAGAGACUGCGGGAGCAGCGAGUCGCUGCUCAGAUUAAGAACAUGGAAGACUUCCUGAAGAUGAACGGCCUGGCGCUGGAGGAGUGUGUGUCCUAUCAGACAGGAAUGAAGUACAGGAACCUUGGGAAGUCCGGCCUCCGUGUGUCCUGUCUGGGGUUAGGAACAUGGGUGACAUUCGGUGGCCAGAUAACAGAUGAGAUGGCGGAGCAGCUGAUGACUCUGGCGUAUGAGAACGGCAUCAAUCUGUUUGACACGGCCGAGGUCUACGCUGCAGGAAAGGCUGAGGUGGUGCUUGGAAACAUCAUCAAGAAGAAGGGCUGGAGACGUUCAAGUCUAGUAAUAACAACAAAGAUCUUCUGGGGUGGAAAAGCAGAGACUGAGAGAGGUCUAUCCAGGAAACACAUCAUUGAAGGUUUAAAGGCUUCUCUAGAAAGACUGCAGUUAGACUACGUGGACGUGGUCUUCGCCAAUAGACCGGACCCCAACACACCGAUGGAAGAAACUGUCCGAGCCAUGACCCACGUUAUAAACCAGGGCAUGGCCAUGUACUGGGGAACAUCUCGCUGGAGUCCAAUGGAGAUCAUGGAGGCGUAUUCUGUGGCCCGGCAGUUCAACCAGAUUCCUCCAAUCUGUGAGCAGGCUGAGUACCACAUGUUCCAGAGAGAGAAGGUGGAAGUUCAGCUGCCCGAGCUCUUCCACAAGAUCGGUGUGGGGGCCAUGACGUGGUCACCACUGGCCUGUGGGAUCAUCUCAGGGAAAUAUGACGGCAGGGUUCCUCCUUACUCCCGCGCCUCCCUGAAGGGCUACCAGUGGUUGAAGGACAAGAUCUUGAGCGAGGAGGGUCGGCGUCAGCAGGCGAAGUUGAAAGAGCUGCAGGCAAUCGCGGAGCGGCUGGGCUGCACACUGCCCCAACUGGCCAUCGCCUGGUGCCUACGGAACGAGGGGGUGAGCUCUGUCCUUUUAGGGGCGUCCAACACUGACCAGCUGAUGGAGAACAUUGGAGCGAUACAGGUCCUUCCAAAGCUGUCGUCCUCCAUCACCCAUGAGGUGGACAGCAUCCUGGGGAACAAGCCGUACAGUAAGAAGGACUACCGCUCCUAACAGGCGGCCCGGCCCCCGCCCCCGCCCCACAGGGCUGUAUCCUGGGCCGCAGCGUGCCCCACCUUUGCCUGAUCCUCUGUUUGCUUGAGCUUUUACUAAGUGAGCCCCUGGCGCAUGAGUGUGGCCCCCCCAGGGCCACCCAGGGCCCCUCAUUUAGAGUCCCAGGGAAAAGAAAAGUGGAGAUUAUAGUCAUAUCUGCAGGAAACAAAGGGAAGGAGGGGGGAGGAGGGAGGAGGGAGGGGGAGACGCGCUCAUCCUUUAGUCACUUAUACAUUCACUUCAGCCGACGUAUUUUAAAAACAUAGACAAAAAUUACUUAAAAAAAUAAGCACACGCUUGCUUGGCAGAAGUUCUGUUUUUCCUGGAAAAUGAAUGCAACGAAAAGGACGAGUUCAUACUGUCUGAAUACUCAGCAGUACUGCACCAGUACUGCACCAGUACUUCACCAGUACUCCACCAGUACUGCACCAGUACUCCCAUCUACCCUCCAGUCUGUGGACGUGGUGUCCACUCCUGUGUCCAUCAAUGAAAGAAAAACUGUUGAUGACAUCAUCAUCAGUGAGGUCACAUGUUGGUCUUCAACAAUCAGCACUUUAGUCACGGUCAGUGGGAGGGGGGGGGGGGGGUCAGAGGAGGAGAGAAGAUGGAAAACUCCCAACUUUAUUCUCACAACCAUUGCACUGUUACAGCUUCACCUCCCCCUCCCCCUCCUCUUCUACCUCCCCCUGCUCCCCCUCUACCUCCCCCUUCCAUCAUCCUCCUCUUUGUCCUGUCCACAUGGAGGAGUGGGGACGUAGACAGGACACCAACCACUUCCUCUGCUCAGGUGGACAGGAAGUGAUGACAUCACUGCUGGUGGCGUCUCUGAUUGUGGACAUUUUUGUUUUUGCUGUGGCUCAACAUCUGGCUCGCAGCCCUCAUGUUCCUGAUCACUUCCUGUGAUUAAAGCACACGUUGGAGACGUGACACCUCCUCAAAACAUGGACUCUUCUUCACCAUCAUCUACAGUACACCACCAGACAGAGCAGAGCACCACUGCGCCCCCUAGUGGUGGAGAAACAAACUUCACUAACUGCUAAAUUGAUUCUUAGUGUGUGUGUGUGUGUGUGACCUGUUUUGUUCAUCGUUUGUUUGUCAUCGUCGAUGACUUUUUUCCUCAGAAGAUUAAAAACAAACGUUGGUUUUAUCUCAUGUUUCCCCCUGCAGGCAG